AUCUUCAUCUUUCUCUCGUCAAACUUAAAAUGAUUUUAUUUGUAUCUUUUUUGUUGCUCACAUUACUCAUCAUUUCAAAUGGACUGCAGUUGUCUCAUGAAAAGUCAAACUCGACUUUUUACGAUCGAAUCCGAUCUAAUGACAAUGAAUUUACUGAUCAAGUCUGCGGUCGUGAUACUAACCCAGGAAAAGUGCCAUUCUACGCUUCAAUAGAAUAUGAUGAUCCAACCGUGCAUUACACAAUGUGUAGUGGUGUUUUGAUUGCAGAUCGAUGGGUCUUGACUGACGGUUAUUGUAUAUCAUUUAUUUUUGGACCCAUACGAGUUGUUCUAGGUGACAAAUGGAACAACAAAACAAUUGGAGUGAAAGACAUUUACUUCCAUCCGGAUUGCAGUUUUCGGACAGGAGAAAAUAGUAUGGCCCUUCUAUUAUUGAAAGAACCAGUUCAGUUCAGUAGGAAUAUCCAACCAAUUUGUUUACCAGAGCCUGGAGAAGAUGCAACUCUUCAUGGUCGCUAUGGGAAAGUUGCUGGUUACGAAAAACUAACAAUUAUAGACGAGGAAAAACCUACAUUUACAAAAAUGCAUAUAACCACGUUGCCUAUCGACAGAUCUGAUGAUUGUGAUAAAUUUUUCAAAAAAGUCAUGCACAAAAAUAUCACUGAUUCCUUUUUUUGUGCUGGUUACCCGAAAAGACGAAAAGAGGGAUGUUUUCCUGAUCGUGGCGAUCCGUUCAUGGUCAAAGUUCGAAAACAUUGGGUAAUUGCUGGGCUCACAUUGGUUAACGAUUACUGUAAGAGGCCUCAUGCACUCGAUAUUUACAUUAGAGUUGGAUUUUACUUGGACUGGAUUAAAAGAACAAUAGAAAAAUAUAAUAGUUGAAAUGUAUUCCGAAAAGAAUUAAAUGUUCACCUGUUGUCUUUGGCGCAUUAAAUGUAAUUUUCAGAAAUUGUUUGAGUCUCCCAUCUUAAUAUGCAAUCAAAAGCUCUUUUUUUGGAGCUAGAUUUACAUGAAUUGGAAAUUCUUUGAAUCUGUUGUUCAUCUUUUUGAUGGAGGGAAACAGCAUCAAUAUGGUAUUUCAUUUUCAUCUUCAUACUCUUCUUCAAAACUAUUUCCAUCAUUAUCAAUAUAAUUUGAAUCAAUCAAAGGAUCAUUCAUCCGAAGUGAUAAAAAUAUGACUUUCAGAAACAAGAAAAUUCGUUUUGUCAGUUCUCAUCUUCAUCUCCAUCUUCAUUUCGUCUAACAUAAAAUUACUUGCUUAGCUACUUUCUUGCUUACAUUACCCAACAUUUCAAAUGGACUCCAGUAGUCUCAUGAAAAGUCACAAUCGACUUUGCAAUCUUAUGAAAAUCAAUUGACUGAUCAGGUCUGUGGUCGCGAUACCAUCCCAGGACAAGUGCCAUUCUACGCUUCAAUAGGAGUAGAUGAUCCAACUGGACAUUACACAAUGUGUAGUGGUGUUUUGAUUGCUGAUCGAUGGAUAUUGACUGAGGCUUAUUGUAUAGCAUCUAUUUGGGGACCCAUGCGAGUUAUUUUAGGUGACGAAUGGAACAACAAAACAAUUGGAGUGCAUGACAUUUACUCCCAUCCGGAUUUCAGACCUGGAAAACCUAUGAACAAUAUCGUCCUGGUAUUAUUGAAAGAACCAGUUCAGUUCAGUAGGAAUAUCCAACCAAUUUGUUUACCAGAGCCUGGAGAAGAUGAAACUUUUCAUGGUCGCUAUGCAACAGUUGCUGGCCGGCAAAAACUAAGUGAGUUAUUCAUUCCUUUACGUUUAUAACAAAAACAAU
Molecule: messenger RNA, 1789 nt
Organism: Tetranychus urticae (two-spotted spider mite)
Lineage: Eukaryota; Metazoa; Arthropoda; Arachnida; Trombidiformes; Tetranychidae
Product: venom protease-like
Biological process (GO): proteolysis
Molecular function (GO): serine-type endopeptidase activity
Source: RefSeq, a predicted model, not a curated record